This is a messenger RNA of Didymodactylos carnosus, 1080 nucleotides long. NCBI's taxonomy places the organism in Eukaryota, Metazoa, Rotifera, Eurotatoria, Philodinida, Philodinidae. The record is from the annotation of a GenBank genome assembly.
AUGCCAAGAUUCUGCCCAUUGACUGAGACACGGAGUCGGAAAAAUCUUAUGGGUGAUGAUUAUGGAAAUGCAUUAAGUGAUAAUGAUCUUCAAAAAUUUGUCGCGACAAAAGAACUUGAGAUUCAACUGGCUUCUCAAGUUCAUCAUUUGACUAAUGUCUGCUGGGACAAAUGUAUGGAUGGGCCAUCUGAUUAUAUUUCGAGUAAACAAACAACUUGUUUACAAAAUUGUUUAGCCAAAUGUACGAGAGCAUCGACAUUGUCAACCACAAUGAAUUGUCGUCAUUAUUCAAUAAAAUCAAACGUUUACAGCAGCUAUAACACAUUAUUUCAUCAGCGGCAACGAUCAAUUAUGAAGGAUAUUGUAGCUCGUUCGUCAAGUGCCACAGCACAAACACAUACGAAUGCUUAUCAAGAUUUGAGUUCAUUUUUGAAUAAAGAAAUCAAACUCGAGAAAGAGGCACAAAAACAUCCCAGUGAAAUGCCCAAUAUCGUAGGAUUUGAAGUGACAACAGACGGUUCAGAAGUGACAUUAACAAAAACGAAUGGUGAUGAGAAAAUAACUGUUAAAUUCAAUGUAACAAACACAGUUAAUACUGAGAAUGAUGAGCGUAGUGAUAGUCAUGAACAAGAAAUGUCGGGCAAUGAUACUCCAGAAACAGCUGAAUCAAUGUCAUCGACUCAGUUAAAAUCACGGCCAGAAUUUACUGUUGAUAUCAACCGUGGUAACCAGACAUUAUCAUUUUUAUGUUCAUAUUUACCUAAUGAGUAUCCUGAUUCGAUAACAAAUUCUCGGAAUAGAAAUCCUGGUGAAGGUGACAUGAAUCAUGAUUUAGAAACAAUGGCAGAAGAUUUUCAAAUUGAUGAAUUUACGGUGCAUGAUGGUGAAUGGAAAAAGACAACAUAUAGUACUGAUUGUUCAGUCAUCGACGGUGAACUGUAUGAUAAAUUAUUGAAUGUUUUAGAAGAACGAGGAAUUGGUGAACAAUUUGCUAAUCAAUUAAUGGAUUUUUCAACAGCACAUGAACAUAAACAAUAUAUCAGUUUAUUAGAGAAAUUACAACAGUUUGUUGAAAAAUAA